Molecule: messenger RNA, 2122 nt
Organism: Eriocheir sinensis (Chinese mitten crab)
Lineage: Eukaryota; Metazoa; Arthropoda; Malacostraca; Decapoda; Varunidae
Product: transmembrane emp24 domain-containing protein eca-like
Exons: 6
Coding region: 102-761 (219 amino acids)
Biological process (GO): Golgi organization; endoplasmic reticulum to Golgi vesicle-mediated transport; intracellular protein transport
Cellular component (GO): endoplasmic reticulum; COPII-coated ER to Golgi transport vesicle; Golgi apparatus
Source: RefSeq, a predicted model, not a curated record
AGACUCUCAUUUGAGCUUUGUUUACAUCGUGGUGGCGCUGGUGGUUGAGGUUGACGUGUAACAGCUUUAAGGAAGAAAACGUCAACAAAAAGUCUUCCGCGAUGUCUUCCGGUGCGCGCCCCCUCCUGCUGGUGGUGCUCGGGGUGGUGCUCUGCGGCCUGGCGGAGGGGCUGUACUUCCACAUCGGGGAGACGGAGAGGAAGUGCUUCAUCGAGGAGAUUCCCGACGAGACCAUCGUGACGGGCAACUACAAGCUGCAGCUGUUUGACCCCAAGACGGGCGGGUUCAUGCCCUCCUCGCCGGGCCUGGGCAUGCAUGUGGAGAUCCGGGACCCAGACGACAAGGUGCUCAUGUCCAGGGUGUACAGCAGUGAGGGUCGCUUCACCUUCACCUCCCACACACCGGGCGAACACGUCAUCUGCCUCUACUCCAACACUACCAAGUGGUUCUCAGGCGCCAAGCUGAGGGUCCAUUUCGACAUCCAAGUAGGGGAACACGCUAUCGAUUACGCCUCCAUGGCCCAGAAGGAGAAGUUGACGGAGCUACAGCUGAGGGUGAGACAGCUGCUGGACCAGACCGAACAGAUUAACAAGGAACAGAACUACCAGCGGUACCGAGAGGAGCGAUUCCGCCAGACCUCCGAGGCAACCAACCAGCGUGUUCUGUGGUGGUCAGUGGGCCAGGUCGUGAUCCUCAUGGGCAUGGGAGUGUGGCAAAUGAGGCACUUGAAGAGCUUUUUUGAGGCUAAGAAGCUGGUGUGAGGAGGAGGAGGAGGAGGGAAGAGGAGGAGGAGGUAUUCUGUGGGUUGUGUUUGAAGUAAGAGGGUAAGGAAGGAAGAGGAAGGAAGAAGGAAGAAGAUAGAGAAGAAGAAGAAGAAGGAGGAGGAGGAGGAGGAGGAGGAAGGAAGAGGAGGAGGAGGAAGUGUACUGUGGGUUGUGUUUGAAGUAAGAGGGUAAGGAAGGAAGAGGAAGGAAGAAGGAAGAAGAUAGAGAAGAAGAAGGAGGAGGAGGAGGAGGAGGAAGACUUGGUUGUGUUUGAUAACAGGAGGAAGAGGAAGAUAAAGGAAGAAGAAGAAGGAGGAGGAGGAGGAGGAGGAGGAGGAGGAGGAGGAGGAGGAGGAGGAAUAUGAAGAAGGAAAAGAGAGAGAGAGAGAGAGAGAGAGAGAGAGAGAGAGAGAGAGAGAGAGAGAGAGAGAGAGAGAGAGAGAGAGAGAGAGAGAGAGCAGAGGAAAAAAAAAAAGGAAAAAAGAGAUGAAAAGAAGGAGGAGGAGGAGGAGGAGGAGGAAGAUGAGGGAUGGUUGUAUAAGAGAGAGAAGAAGGAGGAGGAGGAAGAAGAGGAAGAGGAGGAGGAGGAGAAGGGAAAAAAUGUGUGUGUGUUUGUUUGUGUGUUUAAAUUAUCAUUCCAGAUCUUCCAUUCCAUUCCCUUCUCUCUCCUUCCUUCCUUCCUUCCUUCCUUCCUUUUCUUUUUCCUUCCUUCCUUCCUUCCUUCUUUCCUUCCUUCCUUCCUUCCUUCUCUCUUUCCUUCCUUCCCUCCCCUUUCUUCUCUCUCCUCUUUUUCCUUCCUUCCUUUCUUUCUUCCCUUUCUUCCCUCUCCUCUCUUUCCUUCCUUCCUUCCUUCCUUCCUUCUUUCUUUUUCCUUCCUUCCCUCCCCUUCCUUCUCUCUUCUCCUCUCUUUCCUUCCUUCCUUCCUUCCUUCCUUCCUUCUUUCUCUCUUUCCUCUCUCCUUCCUUCCUUCCUUCUCUGUUUCCUCCCUCCUUCCUUCCUUCCUUCCUUCCUUCCUUCCUUCCCUCCUUUCUUCUCUCUCCUCUCUUUCCUUCCUUCCUUCCUUCCUUGUGUGUGUGUGUAUAUGUGUGUGUGUGUGUGUGUGUGUGUGUGUGUGUGUGUGUGUGUGUGUGUGUUUUGUAAUUCCACGCUUUAGCAAUCUCACUAAAAACAAACAAAUACGAACAAACAGAAAAUUAAAAAAUACACUGUUUGUUCGUGAGUGUGUUUGUGCGGCGUUUGUGCAAUGAUUUAAUUUCCCGUUUUCUUUUCUGUUUGUGAUUAACUUAUGAUAUUUUUUUUUUUUAAUAUUUGCUCUGUUUGAUUUUGGAAACUUGUUGAAAUUAAACGGAUUUCUUAUA